CACUGUCAACUUCAUAUAUCUGAAUUUUUGCUGUGUUUCUUGCAUAGUUGAACGAAAUUUUCUUUGUUUGCCGAAAUCGAAGCAAUGGCCGGACGUGAAGCCGUAAGGAAAGCUGUGCAGCAAGUGCGUCCCAUCUUGUCAGUGGAUCGCGAAGAAGCGCGUAAACGUGCGUUGAAUCUUUAUAAAGCUUGGUAUCGGCAAAUCCCGUAUAUUGUAAUGGACUACGACAUCCCCAAAACGGUGGAGCAGUGCCGCACUAAAUUACGUGAAGAAUUUGAAAAGCAUCGUAAUGUGACGGAUGUGCGUGUAAUUGACAUGCUGGUCAUAAAGGGUCAAAUGGAGCUGAAGGAGACAGUCGAAAUAUGGAAGCAGAAGGGUCACAUAAUGCGUUAUUGGAAGGAGAGCCAAGAUCCUAAGCCAACAGACUUCUUAUCCAAAUUCUUGCAAGGUGUUAAUUAGAAAAAUUGUAAAAAUAAAUGUAUAGAAUAAAUCUCGAGUACAUUGUGCUAUCAAAUUCUAA
This is a messenger RNA of Anastrepha ludens (Mexican fruit fly), 520 nucleotides long. It is a transcript of the gene ND-B14, whose product is annotated as NADH dehydrogenase [ubiquinone] 1 alpha subcomplex subunit 6. The record is from RefSeq and is a predicted model, not a curated record. The coding region runs from base 85 to 459 and encodes 124 amino acids. Gene Ontology annotation, biological process: response to oxidative stress. The transcript has 3 exons. NCBI's taxonomy places the organism in Eukaryota, Metazoa, Arthropoda, Insecta, Diptera, Tephritidae.